AUCGAACGGUGAACUGUGAAUUAGCGGAUUUUGCAUCAACGCGAAGGCGAGGAAGUUUUUUGUGUUUCGAGUGAACGCCAAGGCAAAAUGGAUCAGAGCAAAAUGGCCGAAAAACCGGAGGAUGAAAGCACAGAUAUACCGGAUCGUCUCUUCGACUCCAAUCAACGCAAGACGUAUAAGCGUAUGCGCUUCUUUGGAAAGGGCGGCUUUGCCAAGUGCUACGAAAUCAUCGAUGAGGAGACCGACGAUGUUUUUGCCGGCAAAAUCGUAUCAAAGAAGCUGAUGAUCAAGCACAAACAGAAGAAGAAGGCCGCUGAGGAGAUUACCAUUCAUCGUAAUCUCAAUCAUCCCAACAUAGUGAAGUUCCAUAGCUAUUUCGACGAUGUCCAGAACAUUUACAUUGUCCUGGAGCUUUGCAAGAAUCGGUCGAUGAUGGAGCUGCGCAAGCGCCGGAAAAGCAUCACGGAGUUCGAGUGCCGCUACUACAUUUACCAGAUCAUCCAAGGCGUCAAGUAUCUGCACGACAACCGCAUUAUCCAUCGCGACUUGAAGCUAGGAAACCUGUUCUUGAACGAUAUGCUGCAGGUGAAGAUUGGCGACUUUGGCCUAGCCACUCGCAUCGAAUAUGAGGGCGAACGCAAGAAGACUCUGUGCGGCACCCCAAACUACAUUGCCCCAGAAAUUCUCACCAAUAAGGGGCAUUCGUUCGAAGUGGACAUAUGGUCCAUUGGCUGCGUCAUGUACACUCUGUUGGUAGGCCAACCCCCGUUUGAGACCAAAACGCUGAAGGACACUUAUUCAAAGAUCAAGAAGUGCGAGUACAAAAUGCCAAGCUACUUGAGAAAACCUGCUUCUGAUAUGGUGAUCUCCAUGCUCCAGCCGAACCCUGAGAGCCGCCCAGCAAUUGGCGAGUUGCUGAACUACGACUUCCUGAAGGGCUCGAAGGUGCCAACGUUCUUGCCAAGCUCUUGCCUAACUAUGGCUCCGCGAAUUGGCAUCAACGACACCAUUGAAGACUCCAUUCAUCGCAAGCCGCUGAAAGAGAUGAACGACAUUGGGGAUGAUAAUCGUCUGGAGUCAACAGUCAACAUCACUGCCUCGGCCCAGGUGUGCCGCCACAACGAAGACUACCGCAGCGACAUUGAGAGCUUGCACCAGCAGCUCACCAAUCUGAUCAACAACAAGCCGCGCAUACUGCAAGGCAAUCUCGGGGAUGAGAAUACCGAUCCUGCAGCACAGCCGCUCUUCUGGAUAUCCAAAUGGGUCGACUACAGUGACGAAUACGGCUUCGGUUAUCAGCUCUGUGAUGAGGGCAUUGGCGUUAUGUUCAACGACACAACCAAAUUGAUUCUGCUUCCGAACCAGAUCAACGUCCACUUCAUAGACAAGGACGGAAAGGAGAGCUACAUGACUACGACCGAUUACUGCAAGAAGCUUGAUAAAAAGAUGAAGCUGCUUUCCUACUUCAAGCGUUACAUGAUCGAGAAUCUCGUGAAGGCUGGAGCCAAUAAUGUGAACAUUGAGAGUGAUCAGAUAUCGCGUAUGCCCCAUUUGCACUCCUGGUUCCGCACAACGUGUGCUGUGGUCAUGCAUCUUACCAACGGUUCCGUACAGGUAGCUACACAAAUUUAGUAAAUGCUCUCCCGACUUAUAGAAAUUAACCAAAACUAUUCCUGAUUUCAGUUUAAUUUUUCGGAUCACAUGAAACUCAUUCUUUGUCCGCGUAUGAGUGCCAUUACAUGCAUCGAUCACGAGAAGAACUUCCGCACAUAUCGCUUCUCGACCAUCGUGGAGAACGGUGUAUCCAAAGAUGUCUAUCAAAAGAUACGCUAUGCCCAAGAAAAAAUGAGAAAAAUGCUGGAGAAGAUGUUUGUUUAAUUGUUGGAUGAUGUUCACCAUCUCCACAACCUACCAGC
This is a messenger RNA of Drosophila miranda, 1916 nucleotides long. RefSeq names its product serine/threonine-protein kinase polo-like. The record is from RefSeq and is a predicted model, not a curated record. Gene Ontology annotation, biological process: mitotic cell cycle; protein phosphorylation; regulation of cytokinesis. The transcript is spliced from 2 exons. Lineage: Eukaryota; Metazoa; Arthropoda; Insecta; Diptera; Drosophilidae. Gene Ontology annotation, molecular function: protein serine/threonine kinase activity; ATP binding; protein binding. The coding region runs from base 88 to 1632 and encodes 514 amino acids. Gene Ontology annotation, cellular component: cytoplasm; nucleus; centrosome.